ACUUUCGUAACAUUUUUGAUUAUUGCGUGGACACAUCUGUGUUUUAUUAUUGUUUGAAAGUGAAAUUGAACGAUUUUCCUUUGAUAAAAGAAAAGCAAAAGUGGUGAAAAUGAAAACUGAGGGGCAAACAAAUGCAUUUCCCCUUCCAGAGGUGGCUAAUAUGAUCUACGACAUCCUGACGAGGCAAAUUGAGAGUUCCUACGAAAUAACAACAAGGAGCGUGACUGUGUUUAAGAAUAUCAUUGCUGCGAGUCAGUGGAAGACUGCUGAUGAGCUAAUGAAGAUUGUCCGGGAUCAGGGAAGAUUCCUCAUUGAGGCCCUGCCCCAGGAGAAUGUCACGGCAAAUAUGUGUCGACGUGUCUUGAAGCUCAUCCGGGAGGAAUUUGACUCAGCUCAGCUGCGUAGUAAUGAUGAAUCUCAGGCAUCCCUCUCGCUGCACAAACUCGUGACGCAAACAAGUGAAAGUGCCUCAGCGAUGGACUACACAAAGCCCAAAGAGGGCCUCCGGGGAUCUCUGCUCAAUCACCUGCAGGAGAUUGAGAUGGAAAUGGAGACGACAAAGGAGAAUCUGGCGGAACAAGCAGCUGAGCAUAUUCAUUCGUCUGAAUUAAUUUUCACUCUUGGGCAUUCCCGGAGUGUUGAGAGCUUCCUCAAGAGUGCAGCCAAGAGCAGAGUUUUUGAGGUUGUUGUGGCUGAAUGUGCACCAGCUUGCCGGGGUCACGCAUUGGCAGCGAGUUUGGCAAAGGCAAAGAUUGAGACAACGGUGAUCCCGGACUCUGCAAUCUACGCCAUGAUGUCGCGCGUCAAUAAGGUCAUCAUUGGCACCCACAGCGUCCUUGCAAAUGGCGGCUUAAGGGCUGCCUGUGGCUCCUAUACUGUCGCCCUGGCGGCGAAGCAAUUCUCCGUGCCGGUGAUUGUCCUUGUGCCAAUGUACAAAUUCUCCCCUGUCCACCUCUGUAGCUAUGAGAUGGAUGCCUUCAAUAUGGUCGGCACCACAGAGGGUGUUAUCCCGUACAAAAUGCGCGACGCCCGGAAAGUUCGUUGCUACAAUCCUGUCUUUGACUACGUGCCUCCUGAAUUUGUCACACUCUUCAUCUCCAAUCUGGGAGGAAAUGCACCGUCUUACGUCUAUCGGUUGCUGAGUGAGCUCUAUCAUCCGGAAGAUUACACGCUGUGAGUUUUUUUUU
Lutzomyia longipalpis is the source of this 1187-nucleotide messenger RNA. RefSeq names its product translation initiation factor eIF-2B subunit beta (gene eIF2Bbeta). Lineage: Eukaryota; Metazoa; Arthropoda; Insecta; Diptera; Psychodidae. Gene Ontology annotation, molecular function: guanyl-nucleotide exchange factor activity; translation initiation factor activity. Gene Ontology annotation, cellular component: eukaryotic translation initiation factor 2B complex. The transcript is spliced from 4 exons. The record is from RefSeq and is a predicted model, not a curated record. The coding region runs from base 110 to 1177 and encodes 355 amino acids. Gene Ontology annotation, biological process: translational initiation.